ACGGAUACGAACACUUUCCACUGGGGGGAAAUGGGAGCAGCGUUUUGCAUGGCCUUGAUUCGAGAAGGCGAGCGGCGGUGCCGCUUCGCGCCGCCACCACACCGCACGCGAUCAGUCUUUGUCGGACGUUCGAACACAGCAUACGCGUCGAGCGAGACCUUAGUUCGGCGAGAGCGAUCGGCGCGAGUGUCACACAGUGCUACAAGUGACCAAACAAAGUGAACGCAGUGAUUCUAACAAUACGGAGGAUACCUCGAGCAAAUCUGGAGCGAUACGUUAACUUAAGGAGUGUUCGCGUGUGUGAUGCAGCGAUGUCAGUGGCGGUGAGGGCGGCGCUGCUCUGCGCUUGCGCACUGCUUCUGCAGCAAGCAAGCGCAGAGCUUAGGGGAAGAUGUCCGGCGGAAGCGAGUGCGUGCCCGGCACGUGCGAUGCCGUGCAACACAGACGAGGAGUGCGGGGACAAAAUAUGCUGUACCACCACGUGUGGGAAAGCUUGUAUCGAUCCUUUGUUUACUGGUUGUGAGAACAUAAAACUAUCUACUGAAAGGAUAUCGCGCGCUCUUGCGGCGGAAAACAGUCGAGGAGGUCGAGGCCUCUUGCAUUCAAUGAGGUCGCCAAGAUGCAGGACCUCGGAUGGCGAGUUCGAGGAGAUACAAUGUGAUAACGAGAUUGUCAGCUCUUGCUGGUGUGUUGAUGCUGCUGGUUUUGAGGUUCCUGGAACUAGAGCGCCAGCUGCUGGCCUAGUCAACUGUACAAAAGUGGCGCCGUGUGCUGCUCACACCUGCAGGAUGCUGUGCCCACUGGGCUUCGAACUGGAUCCGCGUGGGUGUCCGCUGUGCAAGUGCAGAGACCCCUGUACUUCAGUUACGUGUCCCGGACAGUUGUCCUGCCAGUUGGAAGAAGCUCCAUGCUUGCGACCACCUUGCCCUCCUGUACCAACAUGUAAAAGAGGCCGCAGUCUACAGAACAUUUGUCCUGUAGGAGAACCGUUGUUGAUAUCUGAAACAAGUAGACCGUUCCUAUGUGGUACUGAUCCUGGGAAACCUAACUGUCCACCACUGUAUAGAUGUCUUGUUGAGUCAGGAAAUGAUUACGGUGUAUGCUGCCCAGCGUCACUCGAACUACAAAAAGCUGGAACGUGCCCAGUCCCUAUGACCAACGAAUUGGAUUGUGGAACUCCAUGUGCCCACGACUUAGAAUGCCCGUCGAUGCAGAAAUGUUGCGACGGUGGAGAAUGCGGCAGACAUUGCAUCUUACCUCACAACGUAACAAUGUGUACCCAGCAGAAGAUGUUAGCUGAGUUACUGGUAGUGAGCGAGAAGGAAGGAAGGGGAUACGUGCCGCAGUGUGCCGACGAUGGUUCAUUUGUGUCAAGACAAUGCUCUAGAAAUGGAUUAGUUUGCUGGUGUGUCGACUCCGAAGGCAAUAAACUCCGCGGAUCCAUGGGACCAUCAUCCUCAGUGAAAUGUUCUGCUACUCCCUUGAUGGCCCGUAGCGGGGCUCGAAGCUUGUCAUCAUGCGCCCGCGCACUUUGCGCAGGAGUUUGUGAAUACGGAUAUAAGAGCGGCGCCGACGGCUGCCCGACGUGCGAGUGUGAUGACCCUUGCGCAGGAUUCCCUUGCCCCAAUGGUGAAGAAUGCAUAAGAGUUAAAGAAGCUGAAUGCUCCGGAGAUUUGUGUACCGGAUACCCAGUAUGUCGGCCACGGAUAUCAUACGAGAACCCCUGCGAGAUAGGAACGCCAGCUUCUGACGAGGAGGGCUCGUUAGCGACUUGCAGCGCGGAGUCUGCGUGCCCGGCGGGACACGCCUGCACGCGCGGCAGACACACUGGCGUGUCGGUCUGCUGCCCAGACCCUCACGAUGUCGAUAAUAGUACCGCCGACGGCGAUAUGAUUGAGGUGAAUUACGAGUCAUGCGGCACCGAAGCUGAAGCAGUAUGCGGCCUGAACUCCACGGUAUCGUGUCUCGACGGAGAGUGUGAUAGCGACAUGUUGUGCUGUUCCACUGCCAACUGCGGGCCAGUGUGCGUGGACCCUGCUAAGAUGCGGCUGCAGACCGACAGGGUUGAUGAUACUCCUACCAUGUGCGAAUACCUCCGCGACUUCGACGAGAAAAUGGAAGGCACAGUGGACGGCAUGAAGCUAGCGCUACCAGCGCCGACGUGUAACUCUGACGGCGCCUUCACCUCGCAACAAUGUGCUAACGGACGCUGUUGGUGUGUUGACUCAUUUGGAACAGAGAUACCUGAGACAAGCACUAACAACGCUUCUUCUGUGGAUUGUGACAAAGUACGUUCGGAAUUAUCUUGCCUGGAGCUGACUUGCCGCAUGGGCUGUGACUACGGGUUCGAGCUGGGCGCGAGCCGCUGCCCCACGUGCCGCUGCCGCGAUCCGUGCGCCGGCGUCACGUGCCCCGCCGGCCGCGCCUGCGCCGCCGUCGAUGUCGCCUGCGACGCUGAUUACUGCCCGCCUGUGCCUGCUUGUCUGCCCCGCAAGCCCGGGCAGUGCCCGUACCUGGUGCCGUCUAACGGCGCGUGCGAGUGGUCGUGCCGCACGGACGCGGAGUGCGGCGCGGCCGAGCGCUGCUGCGCCACCGGCUGCGGCACCGCCUGCACGCCCGCCGUGCACCAGACGCACUGCCAGCAGAGGAGGGCACUAGCUCUUCACACGGCUGCUGAAAAUGGCAGUCCUCCAGCAUGGGCGUGGAUACCAAAAUGUAAAGAAGACGGCUCAUACGAAACGGUACAAUGCCGGGGUUCCGACAAGGCUUGUUGGUGCGUCGACAUAGCUGGCAAUGAGAUCCAAGGUACACGGGCUACGAACUCUACACCUAACUGCAAUCAACCAAUCACGUGUCCUGCAAAUGACUGUUCUGCAGAACAAGUGUGCGCUUACGGCUGGCAGUUGGACGCUAAGGGCUGUCCUACCUGCGACUGUCUCGAUCCAUGCGCUGAUGCCAAGUGUAGAUCUGAUGAGAUCUGUGAACUUGUGUCUUUGGAGUGCGAGGGUGAAUCCUGCCUACCACUAGCCCGUUGUGCACCAUCCCCACAGUGCCCCGAAGGGCUCGACCCUAUACAAGCACCGGAUGGCUCGGGCCCCCUAAAGUGCGGGCCAAACGCUGCUGCCUGUCCUUCGACCCACGCUUGUCGAUUCGCUCCACAUGAUUCGAGACCAUCUGUCUGCUGUCCAAAGCCACGUACGGUAUGCUUCGAAAACAAGGACGAAGGGAACUGCUCAGAAGGAGAUGUACUCAACACGACAAGAUGGCAUUUUAACCAUGAACGUAAUCGCUGCGAACGUUUUAAGUACCAUGGCUGCUCGGGCAAUCACAACAACUUCAGAACCAAAGAGGAAUGUAAUAACGUAUGCCCUGUUGAAGGUGCGCCAGUGAAACAGAAAAAUAAAAAAAGGAAGACUAGCCGCACAUCGAAAGAUGAAGUAUUGAGCCCAUGUGAAAGGCUACGAGAGAAAAACGAAGCCGCUUCAGAAAAAUACGGAAAAGGAACAUUCAUACCAAAGUGUGACGCAACUGGGGCUUGGGAGCCGGUGCAGUGUAUGUCACAUAUCGAUGUGUGCUGGUGUGUUAGCGCCCGAGGGGAGCCUCUAAAGGGCUCACUGGUACGCGGCGCUAAACCCUCCUGCAAUUUCAGACAAGCGCGCAAAUGGGUACAACGUGACCCAAUGGACGAACGGUCUAGAGCCGAUGAAGUGUUAGAAGAACUAAUAAGACAAAUGACGGCGUAUAGAGGAGAAGAUUUCGAUGACGAAGACGACGAAGAUGAAGAUAUCGAUCUCGAAGCUGAAGGUCGAGAGGAAGAAUCUUUGGAGAAAAUGCUUAUACAAAAAGACGAACCUGUGUUGGUGUCAGAGAUCGUCGAGCCGAAGCCCGCAGACUCCACCAGAAGAGUUGAGAAACCUCUAGAAGUCAGCACCGAGAAGAUCAGUUUUAAGACAAAAUGUCAGAUGAUUCAAGAGGAAAUUGAUAAUGGUGGCGAGGGUCUGCGACCGCGUUGCCUGUCAGAUGGUUCGUUCUCCCCGCGGCAGUGUAACCGCGGGCGGUGCUGGUGCGUAGACGCGGCCGGACAGAAGAGGCAACACAUAGGAUCAGUGAACGACGCGCCAGCCCCCGACACUUGUGAACCAACCCGCGUAGAAUCUGCGGUGCUGGAGCUGGAGCUGCUAAACGUGGAGGGCUCUGCGGCGGAGGCGGCGCGCGGCGUGCUGGCGGCGCGGCUGGCGGCGCUGGGCGCGCGCGUGCCCGUCACGCUGGCGCACGAGCCGCGCGCCGCCCGUCUGCGCGCGCUGCUCGCCGGCCCGCGCGCUGUCGACUACGUCUACCAUAUCGAGAACCUGGUGAAACAAGAAAAACUAUCAGGAACGAGCAAGUCGCCCGAGGCGGCUGUUUUGGGCGCAGAUGUCAUCCGCAGCGAGUACCGACUCGCGCCGCUUUUGCCACCCGCCAUGCAACAGCGGGAAAUACUUAGCGAGUCUACUGUUUCCGCUACAACUUCUUACCACACUGCCUUAAUAGUCUUAGCGGCCACUUCAGCGUUCAUCAUCAGCGUACUGUGUGUCCUUGUGAUGCUCUACCGGGCUAGAUUGCAGCGAGAGCCGCAGAAAGCCGAACGGUUUCUACCGGCGGCACCUCCCGUCUACGUCCUGUCCGCCGAUGAGAAAGCGGAGCUAGCAAGGGUGCUACACUCUCCUCCACCACCUAUCCCACCACAAAAUGAUGACCAAACUAGAGUAUAACUACGAAAAUGCUUUAAAACUUAAAUGUUUAAAACAUGGAUAUGACAAAUGACAACUUAAACUUCCCGCUAGAAUUCUGUCGCUACACUAUGGGUAAGGAUGUGUUGCCAAGUAUUAAAAUAAAAAGAUUCUCGAUAGUCUUACUGAGUGUCACACUGCGACAUAUUGGGCCUAUGUGACAAUAAAAAUUGUGCUCGUUUUAGACUUUCACGGCACAAAGGAAUUUAUCUGCUCGUUGACCAAAACUAUGGUUCUAUUUACUUAAUGACUUCCAAUCUUGUUAUAUUUACAUGAUAUUUAAAAAUGUUUAGAAAUAUUGACUGACAUAGAUCUUUCUCCCUUAACUGCUGUCCCGAAUUUUUCCUCAGCCACGACCAGAACAAAUUUUAAUAUCAAAUUCGAAUUUAUAAUUUUUCUUUUUAAUGAUAUGUCAUAUCUAUGUAGACAAAGUGUAUGGUAUAACUUUUUUGCUGAGAAGCUGAUUGUUUACCUUUCUCGUAAAGAAGCUAUUGCAAUGAUAGUACAGGUACUAAAGUAAUUAUAGGGUCCAAAAUAAUAUUGGCUAGAAUUUUGAGUACCUUACGUAGUAUAUUCAAGUAGUACCCUUAUCUCUGUAUUUGUAAUUUUAUAAACUUUUUCUGAAUGUAUAAAUUCUUAGUGAAUUAAUAAAAUUAAUUUACUGAUUCUUGAAAGAUUUAAUGAACUGUAAAAUAUCCUUUUCAAUGAAGAAUAUUUAUAGUAAGUGUGAUGGAAAAGAAUGGUUUAGUAAAGUAUAUUUAAAAUUGUAAGUACAGAGUUAAGUUAAAAAACCAGAUAUCAGAUCAGAUGUCGUCAGUGAUCGUAAGAUUAGAGACUGAUAGGUGAUGGUCGAAUACUCCUGAAAAAUCUCUGACAUGGCCUGUGAACUACGCGAUGGUGACAAUGUUUUCGAUGCCUUACCACUUAGGCAUAGGCUGUAACACUAAGAGAAUUGUAACAAUCGCUAAGUUAAGGGAUAUAGUUCUAGGAGACUAUGACAAACAGAUUUAAUUCAUGGAUUUAUCUGUAUGUAAAAUAUUUGUCAUAAUUUCCGAAACUCAGAAGACAAUUAUCUUGUUAUGUUUUAUACUAGAAUAAGAAACUAAUAAUAAGUUAGCGCAAGGGCGCGCGUAAAUUUAUUAAUACGCGCGCUUUUACGCACUCUUUAGUUCCUCUCGUUGAGUCUCGCUCUCCAGUACUAGGUUCAUCAUUAUUUUAGUUCUAUGACUAUGAACUGCUAGGCUACCGCUUUAAACUUCUAAUCUUUGGUAAACAACACGAAAUAAGAACGUGGCUCGACGUAGAACUAAUCUAGUCUGUUUAUUCAUGAGUAUCCUCCCUCAUUCGUUCCAUUACGUAUUGUAAAUCAUUUCACCCUGUUUUAUGUUUGUAAAUAAGUGUAAUAUUUAUAUAAGUUUCAUUGUACUAUUCAACAACCAAAUAUUAACACAUUUGACUCGUAUUUUCCAUUUGGUAUUUCUUAUUAAAUAAGUUAUUUUAAAGCUUACAUGUCACGGCUCUUUUUUACAAAAACCUCGAAGUAAUUGAAUGAAGAAUUUAUUCAUAAUAUUAUUAUGUAUUACAUUAUUUUAUUAAAUAAAUGAUUUUAUAUAA
Trichoplusia ni (cabbage looper) is the source of this 6383-nucleotide messenger RNA. RefSeq names its product neurogenic locus notch homolog protein 1-like. Gene Ontology annotation, molecular function: serine-type endopeptidase inhibitor activity. Gene Ontology annotation, cellular component: basement membrane; extracellular region. The transcript has 25 exons. NCBI's taxonomy places the organism in Eukaryota, Metazoa, Arthropoda, Insecta, Lepidoptera, Noctuidae. Gene Ontology annotation, biological process: cell-matrix adhesion. Bases 312 to 4751 code for a protein of 1479 amino acids. The record is from RefSeq and is a predicted model, not a curated record.